GCGUUGUUUGUAUAUUUGCACCUCUAAAACUUUAGGCUAUGUUUGGUUUGAAGGAAAUGGUAGAGAAAGGUAUUUCCCUACCUUCCCUUCCCUUCCAUACUUUUUCUUUCAAACCAAACACAGCCUUAGGGUAUCCAGCUAGCUAACAGCCUAACAUUAGCCGCUAUAGUCCCGACUCCCGAGUCAUCCUUUUAUAUUUGUAGUAAUUUCUUCUUUCUUUCAAGUUCCUCGACGCCGAGAUGACACAUCGGCCGUCUGAUCGGAAUGUUCCGUCGUUCGAUCGUCGGAUUCUUUCGCCAGCGAAAUCACAGCAAUACCGGUGCUGAUUACACCGACGUCGCAGAAACGAUGUCUCUGAUACUUGAGAAACUUUCAAAAUCAAAAUCAAUUACAAAAUGCAAACAAAUACAUGCAAAGCUGAUAGUCUCACACUCCACUUCCAAGAUCCACACGACAAACACACUCUUGAACUUCUACUCAAGGUGCGCGGAUUUACACCAUGCGCACCUAGUGUUCGAUCAUGCCCCACAGAAGAACGUCGUGACAUGGACAUCCAUGAUUUCUGCUUACGCUCAUCACGGGUUAUCCCGAACAGCACUCCGGUUGUUCGAAGAAAUGCUUCAAGCCGGUGAAAAACCAAACCAGUUUACUCUUUCUGUAGUUAUUCGAGCAUGUACAAAUCUCAGUUUUAUGGAAUUGGGUCUGCAAGUUCAUGGAUUGAUCGUCCAUUUCGGCCUUGAGAGGGAUGAGUUUGCAGGGAGUUCUCUUGUCGAUAUGUACUUUAAAAUCGGCAGUAGUCUUCAUGAUGCUUGCCGUGUUUUCAAUGGGUUAUGUAGAAGAGAUUCAGUUACCUGGAAUGUUAUGAUCUCUGGGUUUGCUCAGGUCGGUGAUUCUAGUAAAGUUCUCAGUUUGUUCUCAAAAAUGCAGCUAAUUGACCAGUUGAAACCAAAUGAUUUUACAUUUACAACUUUGCUCAAGUGUUGUCAUUGCUUAAGAGAUGUGGACCAAAUCCAUGGGCUUAUUUUGAAAUCUGGAACUGAACUUGACGUCGUUGUUGGAAGUGCUCUAGUGGAUGUGUAUGGUAAGUGCGGCAGUAUGCAGUCAGGGCAAAAAGUUCUCGGUGCAAUGACUAGAAAAGACAGUUUUGUUUGGAGUUCGAUAAUAUCUGGCUAUGCAAGAAAUGGCAGUGGAGGGGAAGCUAUAAUUUUGUUUAAGGAUAUGUGUACGGAAGGUCUGAAGCCUGACCAGCAUGCUUUGUCAAGCGCUCUUAAAGCUUGUGUUGAGAUUGGAGAUCUAAAAACAGGAAUUCAAAUCCAUACCCAGAUGAUAAAGAAUGGGUACCAGAGAGACUGUUUUGUGGGUAGUGUUCUUUUAAUUCUUUAUACAGACUUCAACCAUAUGGAUGAUGCAGAAAAAGUUUUCAAAAGGAUUUCUGACAGGGACCUUGUUUCUUGGAAUUCUAUGAUGACGGGUUAUGCUCAAAUGGAAGAGGGAUCUUCUCUCCACUGCAUUAAACUCUACCGUGAACUUCGCCAAUGUACUACUUUCAAGCCUGAUGAACCCACUCUAAUUGCAAUUUUGAAAUCUUGUCGAAGUAAAGUAGAUUUGGGUAUUGGUCUUCAAAUCCACACUGAAAUUGUUAAACUGAGCAGAGGUUACGAAAUUUCUGUUGUGAAUGCUGUGAUCAACAUGUAUGCCAAGUGUGGGGAAGUUGACAAUGCUCGAAGAGCCUUUGACACCAUGGUUCAAAGAGAUGAAGUCUCGUGGAGUUCCAUCAUUGGAAACUACGUGCAAAACGGGAUUGACUUAGAAGCUAUUAAGCUCUGCAAAGAAAUGUUGUCUGCUGGGAUAUAUCUAAGUAGUUUUAGUAUCCCAUCUUGCCUUACAGCUUGCUCUGGUUUGGCAGUUAUCGAUAUGGGAAAGCAGUUCCAUUCAUCUGCCAUUAAACUUGGUUUUGAUAAAGACAUCUAUGUCCAAAGCUCUGUGGUAGACAUGUAUGCAAAGUGCGGUAAUAUGGAGGACUCUGUAAGAGCUUUCAAUGAACAAAAAGAUGUAAAUGUGGUAUCUUCCAAUGCUUUGUUAUCAGGAUUUGCACAGCAUGGAAAAGCCUGGGAGGCAAUUGAAACAUUCAACAUAAUGGAAAAGAUGGGCAUAAUUCCAAACACAAUCACCUUCUUGGCAGUUCUGUCAGCUUGUAGCCAUGUUGGUCUUGUUGAGCAGAGCUUAUUCUUCUUCAAUUUGAUGCAGCAGAAAUAUGGUAUGGAGCCAGAAUCAGAGCAUUAUUCCUGCUUAGUUGAUGUAUUUGGUCGUGCUGGAAGGCUUGAGGAGGCAUACCUGACCCUUCAAAAUAAAGUAUGUCUGUCGGCAUGGAGAACAUUACUUAGUGCUUGUAGGAUUUAUGGCAACCUGAAGAUAGGAGAGAAAUCAGCAAGAAGGAUAAUGGAACUGGAGCCAAAUGAUCAUGCUUCUUAUGUUCUUCUAUCAAAUCUUUACUCCAGGGCUGGAAGAUGGGAAGAAGCUCUGGAGUUGAGGCAGAAAAUGGCAAAAGCUGGAGUUAAGAAGGAUCCAGGAAAUAGUUGGUUGGUCAUCAGAGAUCAAGUUCAUGAGUUUACAGUGGGAGACUUUUCACACCCUGAAAUCAGAAAGAUAUUGGGGCAGCUGAACAGCAUUAACCAACAGAUAAGAACUAAUGAACUAUUCUGUCAUAGUUGAUUGCUUACAGCACUGGAACGCAGUCAAUCCACAAUAACUUAUGAAUCAAUAUUUUACGGCAGUAAAUGGCCCUACAAAUCACUUAGCUAUGGCAGUACAUGCAGUCAACCCACCAUGGAAGUCAAAUAAUAUGAUAUGAUACACAUCAAUGCUAUUACUCCUAUACUGGCCC
Messenger RNA from Nelumbo nucifera (sacred lotus), 2884 nucleotides. Its product is annotated as pentatricopeptide repeat-containing protein At4g21300-like. Gene Ontology annotation, molecular function: RNA binding; protein binding. Gene Ontology annotation, biological process: RNA modification. NCBI's taxonomy places the organism in Eukaryota, Viridiplantae, Streptophyta, Magnoliopsida, Proteales, Nelumbonaceae. The record is from RefSeq and is a predicted model, not a curated record.